Molecule: messenger RNA, 1369 nt
Organism: Tribolium madens (black flour beetle)
Lineage: Eukaryota; Metazoa; Arthropoda; Insecta; Coleoptera; Tenebrionidae
Product: retinoid-inducible serine carboxypeptidase-like
Exons: 8
Coding region: 50-1333 (427 amino acids)
Biological process (GO): proteolysis
Molecular function (GO): serine-type carboxypeptidase activity
Source: RefSeq, a predicted model, not a curated record
CAAGAAAGUACUUGUAUUUUGAUCAGUUCACUUUAAUUUCGUCAGUAAAAUGAAAACAUUUGUGUUGGGCCUUCUUUUUUUAACCUCCGUCGUCGCUCGCAAAGGCUUUGGUCCGACGGAACAAGAAUGGGGAUUCGUCCAAGUCCGAGCUGGAGCUAAAAUGUUUUGGUGGUUGCACCAAACCAGUGCCAACGUAUCAAGUUACACUGAUCGUCCUCUAGUUAUAUGGUUACAAGGGGGUCCGGGAUCUUCUUCCACCGGAUACGGCAAUUUUGCUGAGCUUGGGCCUCUAGACGCUGAUUUAAAUCCCCGAAAUACGAGUUGGAUUAACGAAUAUAAUGUCCUUUUUGUCGAUAAUCCAGUCGGGACUGGAUAUAGCCAUGUCGAUGAAAGCAAAUACUUUGCUACUAAUAAUAUGCAAAUCGCUUCGGAUUUUGUUGUUUUCUUGAAAGGGUUUUACGAAGCUGUGCCCGAUUUGAAGAAAACUCCAUUGUAUAUUUUUUCAGAGUCUUAUGGUGGAAAAAUGACCGCGGAUAUUGCACUCCAAGUUGAUGCGGCUAUUAAAAGUGGUUCGUUAGAUGCAAAUUUGAUCGGUGUUGGACUUGGCGAUUCUUGGAUUUCACCAGUUGAUUCAGUCUUGAGUUGGGGUCCUUAUUUACUAAGUGUGGGAGCAAUCGAUCAAAACCAAUACGAACGACUACAAAAAACGGCUGAAGAAGCAAAAAAAGCCAUUGAAGAUGGCAGAUAUUCAGCAGCUACAGACCUCUUCCAUCAAGGUCUAACACUUAUUGAAGUAACGACCGCAAACAUAGACGUAUAUAAUAUUUUAACUAUAGUUUCGUCGAAUUGGAAUUUGAAAAAUAAGUUAAUAAUGUCUGUUAAUGAUGAUGUUGAUGACAAAAUUUCGGUGAUAAUGAAUAAUCAAGUGAAAGAAGCUUUAGGUCUUGAUGUUAAUUGGGGAGACCAAUCGGAUGGUGUUGCUGAUGCCUUACAUGAAGAUUUCAUGAAACCAGUUAUUGAAGCUGUUGAAAGUCUCUUAAAUAAUACCAAUAUUCAAGUGGCCAUUUACAACGGCCAAUUAGAUUUAAUUGUAGACACUCCAGGACAAAUGCAAUGGUUGGAUAAUCUGAAAUUUAGUGGUUCAAAAGAUUGGAAAAACGCUGAAAGAAAAACAAUUGCAGUAAAUGAAAUUGUUGAAGGGUAUUAUAAAAAAGUAGGAAAUCUUGCAAUGUAUUGGGUUGACAGAGCUGGUCAUAUGGUGCCAAGAGAUAAUCCAGCUGCAAUGAGCUUUAUUCUACAAGACAUGACCAAUGGAUCUUGGACAAACAAUUAAUAAAAUACACUAUUUGCAAUAAAAAUAUUGUCUUUU